AUCCUAAGUUUAUGAUCUCUCGCGGUAGAUCUUUAUUCCUCUAUCCUUUGGUGUGAUGAUAUUGCGCGCUCGCUGACUGCGGCAGUUGCGCAAGUAAGCCAGUAGGGCGCGCUGUUGUCCCAUCAGGUGGUCUCGGUUGAAUGAGGGAUCCUUGUUUGUUUCUCCGCUGCAUUCGUCCGGCGGUAUCCAGGAAGUGAUUUUAAACAGCCACCCGAUCCCACGGAUUAUAUUUCAGGUGAUCCCGUGUCAAAACAUGAAUAGGAAAGCGACAGCAGCGUUAUAUAAAACAAGGCAAACCGGGCUGACAAAUGCACUACACGAUCGACAGCAAACUGAACAACUACUGAACAAAACCUCGAGUCCUCCGCCGGUGUUGAGGCAGAAUUACACACAGUAAAUUACUUACAGCACGUUUAGAGUUGCAUGUGUUUGCAAAACGUUUCAGUUUGCAACUUAAACUAAAGGCUUAAACCAACCAGUGUGCCAGUGUGCGCGGUAGGCACUGCAGAAGGUGAUGCCCGCCGCAGCGUUUCACCCUCACUGCAGUGUCGCGGAAGAGGGACUCGGCAUGAAGCCUGAGUUUUGGCUCUACGUUUGGCUACGGAAAGUGGGUAUUGUCGCUGCCCAUAUUAUAUCUUUGGGAUUGACAAUAUUCAUAACGCUACUGUCCCGACCUGGAACAAGUCUCUUCUCCUGGCAUCCCGUGUGCAUGUCCAUUGGAUUCAGCCUCUGCAUGACAGAAGGUGUGCUGCUCUUCUCCAGCGAGGGAUCCCCAUUCUGUUUCCAGUCUCGGAAAGGCAAGGUCCAGUUGCACUGGGUUCUGCAGGCCCUGGUGGCGAUCGCUGGAGGGACCGGGCUGGGUUUCAUCGUGGCCAGCAAGAACGUGUCCGAGCGGCCUCACCUGACCUCCUGGCACAGCCUCCUGGGUGUGGCCACGUUGGUGGCCGUGGGCUGCCAGGUGCUGUGUGGCGUCUGCCUGCUCUUCCCCAAGAGGGUGUCUUCCGUGGCCCGUCUCCGGCUGUACCACGCCACCUGCGGGCUGGUCACCUACCUGCUGGCCACGGGCACGCUCGUCCUGGCCAUGUGCUCAGACUGGUUCCAGGGCACUAUCAAAGGGGCGCUGUGGUAUGUGUGUGUGCUGCUGCUGCUGUGCCCAGCGCUGGUGGUGAUGAACCAGAUCACAAACGCCUACUUGCCUACUUACCAAAGGAGGAGGUCCAGAUAUGAGUCUGACCACAUAUAGAAUGUGCCUUUGUACUGUCCCUAAACGCGUUGCACUGUGUGUGUGUGUGUGUGUGUGUGGGGGGGGGGGGGUGG
Messenger RNA from Acipenser ruthenus (sterlet), 1317 nucleotides. Its product is annotated as probable transmembrane reductase CYB561D1. Gene Ontology annotation, molecular function: transmembrane monodehydroascorbate reductase activity. The transcript has 4 exons. The record is from RefSeq and is a predicted model, not a curated record. The coding region runs from base 515 to 1243 and encodes 242 amino acids. Lineage: Eukaryota; Metazoa; Chordata; Actinopteri; Acipenseriformes; Acipenseridae.